AUGGCGCUCCCAGGGGCCCACCGUGGGGCGGCAGCGCCUCCAGGGGUUCUUCUUAAGGUCAGUGGCACCUUCAAGGGAACUCCCAGGGGCUGCAGUGUCCCAAGGGGCUCUCCCAGGGCUGGCUGCGCCCCUAAGGGCCCUCUCAGGGACAACGGCGCUCACAGGAGCACUCCAGGGGGCAGCGGCGUCCCCAGGGGCGAUGGCGUCCCCAGGAGCCUUCCUAGGUGGAGAGAUGGCGGAUCCUCUAGGGGCCUUCCCAGGAGGGUGGUGCCCCCAGUGGCCCUCCAAGGGCCGGCGGCGCCCCCAGGGGCCCUUCAAGGGCCGGUGGCGCCCUCAUCGGCCUCACCAGAGGCAAUGGCGCCUCCGGGAGCCCUUCCAGGGGGGGUAGCGCCCUCUAGGGCCCUCCCAAAUGCAUCGGCGCCCCCAGGGGCCUACCCAGGGACUGCGGAGUACCAUGGGCUCUCUCAGGGGUGGUGGCACCCCCAGUGGCCUUGCCAGGGGCGGUGGUGUCCCUAG
This is a messenger RNA of Homarus americanus (American lobster), 516 nucleotides long. Its product is annotated as U1 small nuclear ribonucleoprotein C-2-like. The record is from RefSeq and is a predicted model, not a curated record. Lineage: Eukaryota; Metazoa; Arthropoda; Malacostraca; Decapoda; Nephropidae. The transcript has a single exon. The coding region runs from base 1 to 516 and encodes 171 amino acids.